CAGCAACUAAGCGGGCUAUAUCGCUGGGCACGAGGCAAAGAUUCACGGUUUCGCCGGUUCGAGACGCGAAGAUAUCCUUGAGAGACUCCUGCUUCCUCAGACUGCCCCCGACUCCUUAGACUUGAGAGAACCCGAGCCUGCGUGUCAAGCUGCCCAUCAUGGGCCGAUUAAACCUCACUGCCAUCAACGUCCGCAAAACUGCGCUGGCCAAAUUCAAGGCCAAACAAAUUCCUUCAGUACCCAACUGGGUCGACAUCGUCCACGACGUCCCACCAGCACAGAUUCUCGUCCGUCAGCAGCCUGUCAAGCAUCCCCUGACCAAAGUCCGCACACGAACUCUCCCAGGUGGGAAGACAGAACAAUACGUGCAAAUCACCGAACCCAGGAGACCUAAGUCAGCGAAGGCUCGCCAUGUCUUCACUCCUAAACCACUGCACUACGAGGAGGAUUCAUUACGGAAAACCUUUUACAGCGAUCACCCCUGGGAGCUGGCGCGGCCUCGAGUAAUCGUCGAGACAUCCGGAGAACAAUACAAAAACGCAGAUUGGUCCCAAGGCCUCAUCCAGCCUGGGAUCCCGCUAUCUGGCGAAUGUGUGGUACAACGACAGCUCUGGCUGCUGGAAAACAUUCCAGACAUCACCGUCCCGCAGGCCUACGACGCCGCCCGAAAAGAGUUCUACACGCUGCGUCGACGCCAAGAGAGAAGGGACAGGAUCGCAGCCGAGGAGGCGAAACAUAUGGGCGCUCGAUUUGGGAAGUCGGCCUUGCAGAUCAGCAUGGGCAUUGAGAAUGCAAUGUACAAUGACUGGGAGAAAUGGAGUCGGCAGGUGGUCUUUGAGCAAACGUCGAGAGCUGCGGCUUUUGAAGGCAAUGUCGCUAGCGCUGAGGAGGAGGCUUUGAAGGACAACGUGCUGGAAGAAGGCACGACCCAACCACAGCAGCCAGGUGGCCGGCCUGCGAUUGGCGCUGCUGUGUUUGCUCAGCAAGCGCAGUUGGAUUCUCGUAUAUCGAGGCGUCCAGGUUCUUUAUAGGCGGUGCAGAUGUAAAUGCUCAAGAAGGAUUGGGUUUCAACCAAAUGUGUUGUAGUAUCUCAACCGCAUGGCAAGACUCUUUUUCCAACCUGGACAUGUGUCGCAACAUUUUGCUAGACGGUCGAUCGAUGCUGCCUAACCCGGCGUAACCCAGCAUCAAAU
Cladophialophora immunda is the source of this 1193-nucleotide messenger RNA. RefSeq lists its product as uncharacterized. NCBI's taxonomy places the organism in Eukaryota, Fungi, Ascomycota, Eurotiomycetes, Chaetothyriales, Herpotrichiellaceae. The record is from RefSeq and is a predicted model, not a curated record. The transcript has a single exon. The coding region runs from base 159 to 1031 and encodes 290 amino acids. Gene Ontology annotation, cellular component: mitochondrial small ribosomal subunit. Gene Ontology annotation, molecular function: structural constituent of ribosome.